UAAAUAUCUCCCCUGCAGUGAGACAUUUGCAUUGCACCUAACAAAGACCAGGUUUUUUGUUUGUCCACCGAUCCACAUCGAUGGCUCUUGUGAGAACAGCUCAAGGAACAUCCUCUAAUUCCAACGCUCGUCGGGGUUAUCAUUACGACGUGUUCUUGAGCUUUAGAGGUGAAGACACUCGCAAGACGUUUACCGACCACCUCUACACAGCUUUGAUAAGAGCAGGAUAUCGCACAUUUCGAGACGACGAUGAACUCGAGACGGGACAAGAUAUCAAGUCAGGACUGAAGCAAGCAAUCCAAAUUUCCCGAACUUCUGUCAUUGUGUUUUCGAAAGAUUACGUGUCAUCCAGAUGGUGUCUUAACGAGCUUGUCGAGAUCGUUGACCACAAGAGGACUAGCUUGGACCAUGUGGUUAUACCGGUCUUCUACGAUAUUGAUCCGUCCCAUGUGAGGAAGCAGACGGGAAGCGUUGCCGAGGCAUUUGCUAGACACCGGAAAACUGAACCCCCCGACAUGAUGGAGAGAUGGAGGAAGGCACUUGAAGAGGUUGCAGAUCUAGCUGGGAAGGUUUUACAAAAUCAAGCUUAUGGGUACGAGUCAAAGUUUAUCAAAGAUAUUGUUCAAGCGAUUCGUGAUAAGUUAAGUCGCACACAUUUGAGCGUUGAACCAAAACUGGUUGGAAUCCAUUCUCGAGUCGAACACAUCAAUUUAUGGUUACAAGAUCCAUCACAUGAUGUUGGUAUACUUGUUUUUUAUGGGCUGCCUGGAAUAGGGAAGACAACCAUUGCAAAAUGUGUUUACAAUUCAAACUUUGAAAGUUUUGAAGGAAGCAGCUAUGUUGAAAGUAUCAGAGAAACUGCAAGUCAUCCAGACGGCUUAGUUCGAAUACAAAAGCAAAUUCUUUGUGAUAUUUUAAAUGGGCAAAAAGAGAAAAUACACAAUGUUAGUGAGGGAAUAAUUAAGAUUGGAAGAGCCAUAAGCUUGAGAAGAGUUCUUCUUGUUCUUCAUGAUGUGGACCAUAUGGACCAAUUUGAUGCAGUACUGAGAAUGAAGGAUCAGUUUUAUCCUGGAAGUAAAAUAAUCAUAACAACUAGGCGUAAAAGGUUGCUGAAGGCACAUGAAGGUAUUACGGUGCAUGAAGUUGGACCUUUGGGUUUCGAUGAAUCAUUGGAGCUCUUAAGCCAGCAUGCUUUUGGCCAGGAUCAUCCCUUUGAAGGUUAUGAGAAAUAUUCUGAGGAAGUCGUACAACACGGCGGAAGACUUCCAUUAGCUCUCAAAGUUUUGGGUUCUUCUCUUUUCGGAGAACCUAAGCGUGUAUGGAAAAGUACAUUGGAGAAGUUAAAAGUUAUUCCAAAUGGUGAAAUCAUGAAUAAAUUGAGAAUAAGCUACGACUCUUUACAAGAUGACCAUGACCAGAAAUUAUUCCUCCGUAUUGCUUGUUUCUUUAUUGGAAAGGAUGAAGAUUACAUUGUCAGAAUACUAGAUGGAUGUGAUUUCAAGACAAUCUGUGGCAUUCAAAACCUCAGAGAUAGGUGCUUGGUGACAAUUGAUAGGGACAACAAGUUGUCUAUGCAUGACAUGAUUCGUGACAUGGGACGAGAAAUUGUUCGCCGAAAAUCAUAUGAGCCUGAGAAUCGUAGUAGAUUGUGGCGCUCUCAGGAUUCUUUCGAAGUAUUGAGAGAAAAGAAUGGUACGCAAGCAAUUGAAGGUCUUAUGCUGGACAUGCAUGAACAGCUUAAGAACAGCCCCAUAAACUCAAACGAGAAUGUCUUGGAAACCAAUUCAUUUGCAAGGAUGCACAAACUGAAACUGCUCUGUCUUAGACAUGUACGACUGGACGGAUGUUAUGCAGAACUUCCGACAAGGUUAAGAUGGUUGUGCUGGCUCGAAUUUCCUUUGGAUUCAAUUCCUGUUGAUUUUUCUUUGAAGAAAUUGGUAGUUCUUGAAAUGCAAUAUAGCAACUUGAGACAACUCUGCAAAAAAGCAAACUUUCUUCCUUCGUUGAAGAUCCUUGACGUUAGCCAUUCCCAUGGCCUUACUGAAAUCAUUGACUUCUCACUUUGCCCCAAACUAGAGGAAUUGAUUCUUCUGGAUUGCACCAGCCUGAUUGAUGUUCAUGAAUCCAUUGGAAACCUGAAGAGACUCGUGUACUUGAAUAUGAAGGAUUGCAAGAAUCUUAGGAUGCUUCCGAAGAACAUGUGCAUGCUUAAAUCACUUGAAACACUCAUUUUAUCUGGUUGCUCAAAUCUUGAUGAGUUUCCAGUGGAGAUGAUGAAGGAGAUGGAGUCUCUAGAGGUUCUUGCAACAGAUGGAAUUCCAUUAAGGCCAGAAAGAAGUUCAACUAUCUUGAGUUCUUUUCCAUGCUCUUUAGUAGAGUUAAGCUUGAAGGGGUGCAAUCUUUCUGAUGAUGUCUUUCCUACGGAUUUAAGUAAUCUGUCCUACUUGCGAAGCCUACUUUUAGAUGAGAAUCCAAUUUGCAGUAUGCCAGCUUUCAUCAAAGGUUUGAGAAGGCUCGAUCAUCUAUCUUUCCAGAAUUGUAAUAGGCUCGAAUCGCUUGUGGGGUUGCCGAAAGUACACCAAACGACAAAUAUAGAAGGAUGCAAAUCAUUAAGAAAAAUAAAACAUCUUUCCCGUGAGCGACGGUGCAAAAUGUACUGGAUGCGUGACAACUGCAGUCUAGUUGAGUUGGACUAUGAUUACAAGAUGGAGCCUAUUGAUAGAGUUGAUGUGGAAAUAAUCAAACUUUUGGGCUUGUGCAACUUAGAAUCCAUGCCAGCUGUUCUAAUGUGUCAUCCAUACCUACGAAGGACAACACCUGUUCCAAUAAAUCAUCUAUACACAAACAAUGGUCCAAAAAAGGUCCUGGUCCAGGGACUGUAUCAAUAUGGUAUAUUCAGCACAUUUUUUUCUAGGAAUGAGGUUCGAGGGCGAUUCAGUUAUAAAAGUACCAACACAAUUUUUGAUGGGAAAGAGUCCUCCAUAUCUUUUAUAGUCCCUUUACUACUUGCUAGUCACAGAAUUCGAGGCUUGAACAUCUUUGCUACCUAUAAAAUUACCGAGUUAUCCAACAUUAGCUUAUGUCAUCAAAUACUGGUUAAAGUGAGUAACAAGAGCAAGGGUCUGAAGUGGAUCUAUCGCCCAGAGUUCUAUGGAAUUAGAGGAGAGGGAGAAGAUAUGAUAUGGUUGAGCCAUUGGAAGAUGGAGAACGAAACAAUAUUACAAUGUGGAGAUCAAGUGGUGGUUUCUGUAGUGGCCCAUGAGUUGUUUAUAAAGGAGUUUGGUGUCGAGCUUGUGCAAGAACACCAGAAUAAUAUAAUGAUAAGUACCCAACACAACACCAAAUCAGAUCCUAAUUAUCCAUAUGUCAUCGGUGGAGAUUUGUCCAGGUGGGAGUAUAUACCAGGAAUAUACUUCCUUGGUUUCUCUGAAGAAGAUUUUGCAUUCGCUAUGGAAUCUCCGCGGGCAUUUCCAUAUCACCUCAUCUUUGACGCUGAUGAAGAAGACACAGACAAAGAAGAAGAGGAGGAACCUGAUUACACAAUUGGAAGGACGAGGGAUGCCAGUAGCAAUUGCGGCCUCAAAGGCUGGAAGGUGCUCCUCACAGCUGCCGGCUUAUUUUUCACGCUUGCCCUAGUAGUUAAGUCCUCCAUCUCCCAGAAAAAGAAGCGACAGUAGUCCACCAGCGAUCCAUGAGUUUGUAAUUUUACUUGACACAAACAUCUUUGGAUGACCUCCUUGUUUUCAAGAUGUUUUCUACCUUUAAAAACUUCGGGUUCACAGGUAAGCGCUUAACCGCUUGAGAUAUAAAAGCCCCUAGCAAUUAGAUAUCGAAGUUCAAAUAUGUUCAACAUCAUCAAAUAUUGCAUA
Messenger RNA from Pyrus x bretschneideri (Chinese white pear), 3869 nucleotides. RefSeq names its product disease resistance protein RUN1-like. Bases 81 to 3677 code for a protein of 1198 amino acids. Gene Ontology annotation, biological process: defense response; signal transduction. Gene Ontology annotation, molecular function: ADP binding. The record is from RefSeq and is a predicted model, not a curated record. The transcript is spliced from 6 exons. Lineage: Eukaryota; Viridiplantae; Streptophyta; Magnoliopsida; Rosales; Rosaceae.